AAUAAAAUCGUGUGUGUUUUCGACGAGCGCGUGGUCAUCACAUAGUAAAUAGAAUUUCUUUUAAACAUAAAAACAACAAUUUCCAGAGGUUGAUACUCAAGUUCAUUGUCCGCAAUGGGUAAAUUAAAUGUUACCAUCUUACGUUAUUUAACGAAAGAAGAUUUUCGGGUUUUGACUGCGAUUGAAAUGGGCAUGAAGAAUCACGAACUGGUGCCGGCUAGUUUAGCCGCAUCGAUUGCUAAUCUUAAAUCAGGCGGAGUCCAUAAAUUGUUGCGUGAACUAUGCAAACACAAAUUAUUGUCGUACGAACGUGGUCGCAAAUAUGAUGGCUAUCGCUUAACAAACACUGGUUACGAUUAUUUGGCAUUGAAAUCGCUUACCUUACGCGAUUCGGUCGCUUCGUUUGGUAAUCAAAUUGGAGUCGGCAAAGAGUCAAACAUUUACACUGUAUCGGAUGAAAAAGGGAAUCCGCUGUGUUUGAAAUUGCAUCGCUUGGGUCGAACUUGUUUCCGAAAUAUCAAGGAGAAACGAGACUAUCAUGGCAAACGACACAAGGCCUCUUGGCUUUAUUUGUCGCGAAUUUCGGCCACUCGUGAAUUUGCCUAUAUGACAGCAUUAUAUGAAAGAGGCUUUCCCGUACCUAAACCCAUCGACUUCAAUCGUCACUGUGUCAUCAUGGAAUUGGUCAAUGGAUAUACACUAACACAAAUCCACGAAGUUGAAGACGUCGAAGCUCUUUACAAUGAUUUGAUGAAUUUGAUUGUGAGUUUGGGCAAUGCUGGUGUCAUUCACGGAGAUUUCAACGAAUUCAAUAUAAUGGUCACAGAUGAUGCCAAACCAAUUUUAAUUGAUUUCCCACAAAUGGUGUCGACAUCCCAUGCCAAUGCCCAAAUGUUCUUUGAACGUGAUGUGAAUGGAGUUCGUGAAUAUUUCCGUAGACGAUUCGGAUAUGAAUGUGCCGGUUAUCCAACUUUUGAUGAACUGGAACGCGAUGAUAAUUUGGACAUUGAAGUUGCUUGCAGUGGUUUCACAAAAGAGAUGGAAAAGGAUUUACUAAAAGAAUAUGGUAUGGAAGCCGUCAGUGAUGACGACGAUUUGGAUGAGGACGGAGAUGCAUCAGAUGCUGAAGCAGAGAAUAACGAAGAAGAGUUAGAUCGUUUGCGGCAACAAGUUGAUGCUGAAGUAAAAUUCUCUGAAGAACGUGUAAAUGAUACAUCAAAAGCGCUUAGUUUCAAUAUUCAAAAUUAUAUUACGUCGCUGGCACAAGCCGACGAUGGUGAUGAGAUGUUUGAAGAUGCUGUGGAAAGCAUUGACUCCGAAAUUCCACUGCCAAAACCAAUUCCACAAAUCGAAUCAAAGGACAUAGAAAAAAUGACAGAUUUUGUGAAAGAUGUUCACAUAAGCGACAGCAACAGUGUCGAUGGAAAUGUAUCGUCGGGCGGUGAAGAAGACGAUGAAUUAGCCAAUUUAGAUCCGAAAUCACGUCAAUAUCGCUUAAAAAUGGUCGAAAAAAUGUUAUCUGACGCCCGAAGUCAACGCUCAUAUUCAACAUCGGCCAGCACAAUUGCACCAAGCGUCGUGUCCGAUCGCCUCAAAAAAACGUUGUUUGUUAAAGAGAAACGAGAAGAACGUAAACGAUGCGUAGCAAAGGGUGAAGCGAGUGCUAUCACACGAAUUCGCAAAGAGAAUCGCGAUACGUGCAAAGAAUACAAAGGGUGGGACUUUUAAUUUUGCAUACAGUGCAAAAAAUUUUUUUAAUAAGAUUAUUAUAAAAUGAAAUAAAAAAAUGUAUGAUAAUUUAAAUAAAUAUAUUUUAUUAAUUUGAA
Molecule: messenger RNA, 1826 nt
Organism: Contarinia nasturtii (swede midge)
Lineage: Eukaryota; Metazoa; Arthropoda; Insecta; Diptera; Cecidomyiidae
Gene: RIOK2
Product: serine/threonine-protein kinase rio2
Exons: 5
Coding region: 115-1728 (537 amino acids)
Biological process (GO): maturation of SSU-rRNA; protein phosphorylation
Cellular component (GO): cytosol; nucleus; preribosome, small subunit precursor
Molecular function (GO): protein serine/threonine kinase activity; ATP binding
Source: RefSeq, a predicted model, not a curated record